AUGGCUCAACAGUCUCCCUCCGCCUCUACCACAAAACGGCUCAUCCGUGAGCUCAACGACUACACCAAAUCCCCCAACGAAGCUCUCCUACACCUCGGCCCCAUAAACGAUACGGACCUGUUGCGCUGGGAAGCAGUCCUCAAAGGCAUAAAAGGCACGCCAUACGAAGGCGGCCUCUGGCACCUAACUCUUACAAUCCCGCCAACCUACCCGCUCCACCCCCCAGCCAUAGCCUUUACGACCCGCAUCUGCCAUCCAAACGUCUCCUUUACGACGGGCGAGAUCUGUCUAACCCUUCUCACCACCGAACAUUGGAGCCCUGCAUACACGUUGUCGACGACAAUGUCAGCUAUUCAGCAGUUGUUGACGGAUCCUAGGCCCGAGAGCCCGCUUAAUGUCGAUGUGGCGGUGUUGAUGAAGAGCGGGGAUACUGUGGGAUGGGAGGGGUUGGUGAGGUAUUGGACAGAGGAGGAGAGGUGGGAGGGGCAUGGGGGUCAGAGAUCUCUCGAGAAGGGAAAACGAUGA
Messenger RNA from Histoplasma capsulatum G186AR, 525 nucleotides. RefSeq names its product ubiquitin-conjugating enzyme. Bases 1 to 525 code for a protein of 174 amino acids. The record is from RefSeq and is a predicted model, not a curated record. Lineage: Eukaryota; Fungi; Ascomycota; Eurotiomycetes; Onygenales; Ajellomycetaceae. The transcript is spliced from 2 exons.